ACCCUACGUAUAAAAUUUAGGAAAAUAUAUAGCACUCUUAGUCCUUGUGGCAAUUAGACAGAUUGAAUAAGUCUGGUGUCUGUUGGUAACAUGCUUUCAUAAUCAUGUCGAAACUAUACCUAAAAGCCAAUAUUAAAUCUUAAGUUUCAAACACUGCCGCUAUUAUUUUCGCUCUUGUUUCCAUCUUUUUAAUUUUUCUUACAUUGGUGUAAAGUAUAUUAACCUAGAUUUGUGCCUAUUUAUAUGGUUUUUUGCAGAUUCAUUGUCCUAAGCAUUUAUUUAUUUGUCAUGUACUUAUAGAUUGCGUACUAUCUGAAUGUCCAGGUGUUUUGCAUUUCAUAAUGUAUAUAAAGUCGUUGGUUAUUGAUGGCUUCAAAUCCUAUUGUCAGAGAACGGAAAUCGAUGGAUUUGAUCCACAGUUCAAUGCGAUUACCGGUCUAAAUGGCUCCGGAAAGUCAAAUAUAUUAGAUGCUAUAUGCUUCUUACUUGGAAUAACAAAUCUAUCGCAUGUAUGGGCAGCAAACCUACAUGAUUUGGUUUACAAAUGUGGUCAAGCAGGAAUAAACAAGGCUACCGUAAGCGCAGUAUUUGACAAUAUGGAUAAGUCACAAUCCCCAUAUGGUUAUGAGCAGUUUGAUGAGCUUACAAUCACAAAGCAGAUUGUCGUUGGAGGCAGAAAUAAAUAUCUGAUUAACGGAACAAACGCAACCACCACAAGGGUUCAUGAUUUAUUUCACUCAGUGCAACUUAAUGUUAAUAAUCCUCACUUUCUAAUUAUGCAAGGUAGGAUUACAAAAAUUUUAAAUAUGAAACCACCGGAGAUCCUAUCAUUAUUAGAAGAAGCAGCAAGCACCAAACUAUAUGAAAAUAAAAAGGAAACAGCACUUAAAACUAUUGAAAAGAAAGGUAGUAAAUUAAGAGAAAUAGAUAGAGUGAGCUUUUUUUUACUUACUACUUUGUCGCUUUUUAUAGAUUCUUACUGAAGAUAUUAACCCUACUAUCAAGAAAUUACGUGAAGAACGGAGCAGUUAUUUAGAGUAUCAGAAAGUUGUACGUGAAAUUAAUCAUCUGGAGAAGUUUAUUGUCGCUUAUGACUAUAUUUGUUUAGAGGAAGCUAAAAAACGAACAAAAGGAGAUUUAAUUACACUUGAACGUUCGUUGGAUGAGCAAAAAAAGAAUAUGGAAGAACUUCGGAAGUCAAAAGAAAUUAUAGAAAGUCGUAUUGCUGAACUUUGCAAACAAAGAGAUGAGCAUCAAGUAACAGCGCUUGAAGAAUUAAAAUCUACAAUGUCUGCAUGUCAAAAAACAGAAGCAGUUGCUAAGGGGGCUUCUCAAAGAGCGUCUGAAUCUCUUCGGACCGCCAAACAGCGUGUUAAGUCCAUGGAGUCACAGUGUAUGGAGCUUGAUGAGCAGUUGUCUUCUAAACAUAAAGCAGCGGAAGCUGCUGCUGGUAUUGAGUACCAGUCCGUCCUAGCACAGUCAGAAGAAGCCAAAGUUAAAUUUGAAGCGGCUCAAAAGCAUUUACAGGGCAGUAAAAUCCGGUCUUUCCAAUGGAGAAAAUGAUGUUGCAGCCAGCCUUGCUGAAUAGGUUAGAGUUGCAGAUGGUGAGAAGUGCUCCGCACAAACUGAACUUUCUCAACUGAAAAUGUGUCAGAAACAUCUACAAAAUGAGCUUGCUAAACAAGAAGCCAUUGUCGUUAAGACUUUCGGACAUGGGUCAAUAGACGGAGAAUCUAAAGAAGAAAUGAAACAAAAGGAACUUACUGUACAUAUUGACGAAUUAACUAAGAAAUUGACACGAGCUGAGGCGGAUGAUAGGUCUGUUGGUAGCGAAUCUAUGUUAAGUGAGAAGCAGCUUGGCUUAGUUAAGGAAGCAAGGGAGUUACGUCAUCAAGCUUCAAAGUUAUCAUCUCAAUUCCCUCAACUUGUGUUUGAUUAUACUGAUCCAGAGCCAAAUUUUGAUAGACGUCGUGUUCUCGGACCUGUUGCGAAAUUGUUUCGUGUCAAAGAUUUAAAAUAUGCGAUUGCUCUAGAAGUGAUAGCUGGAAAUAAGUUACAGAACAUCGUUGUAGACACAGAAGUCACUGGUAAAAUUUCAUUAGAACGUGGUCAAAUUCGUCGACGUGUCACUAUGCUUCCGUUAACUCAAAUACGUGGAAAUCCCAUAUCAGAUGGUGUUAUUAAAAAUGCCCAGUCAUUAGUUGGUGCAUCAAAUGUUGUCACUGCUCUUUCAUUAAUUGAAUAUGAUAAUAUGCUCAAACCAGUUAUGGAAUAUGUAUUCGGUAGUGUAUUAAUAUGUCCAGAUAUGGAAAUAGCUAGGCGUGUUGCAUUUCACCCUGGUAUUGAAAAGAAAACAAUAACAUUAGAAGGUGAUGUAUUUGAUCCUCAGGGCACACUGUCCGGUGGAAGUCGGGGAACUGCUUCGGAUAGUUUAUUAUCUCGUAUAUUUAAGUGGCGUGAUCUUGAGGUUGCGGCUCAAAAGCUGAAGAAAAUGUCACUCAAGGUGAAGCAAAUGUCAGAGCAGCUUAAUUACGAUCCCAAAAUAUUAGUCAUCUUCGAGAAGCGUUAGAUAAUGCUCGCCAUCAAUUAGAACUUUUAGAGACUCAAAUAAGGCAGACAGAUAAACAUCGAUUACGUGCAGACUUGGCAGCUACUAGAACUGAAUUAAGUGAGUUUUCAUCGUUUCAGUGGUAAUCUAAAUACUACUGACAUCUGAUACAUGUUUUCUUCAAGGAAAUUUUUAUUUCGUUCAUAAGUUAGGAUAUGAGAUAUAAGAGCAUGUUGGUUGUUCCAUUAUGUAAUACCACACCUGUUUUUGUUCAGUUUAUGAUAUUUUAUACUGUGCACUGUGAUACAAGUAUGAUCUAUUUGGUUCUCUGUAGUGUGAUCCAGUGAGCUCCACGUAGCUUUGUGUAUGCGUUUGUGUGGGAAUAUUGUGCCACCUAUAACCAAUUUGUUGAAUGCACAUAGGUUUGCAAAUCUCUCACCAUUCUCGUUCCUUUCUCCUAGUUCAUGUCGUCCUACGAUAUCUUCAUAUCCCGUGUUGUCCAUUCCGACUGUGGCGUUUAGGUCUCCCAUCACGAUUGUGAGAUCCUUUCUUGGGCACUCCGCUAUGAUUGAUUGCAACCUCUCAUAGAACUUAUCCUUAUUGUCGUUGUUGCUAUCAUUAGUGGGUGCAUCAUACUGGAUGGCGUUCAUCGUGAUUCCCUCCUUCUUUGUUUUGAAAGAUACCAUCAUUGGAAUCAUGUUCGUUUUUAUGAAUUUUCUCUAUUCCAUCGUUGAAAUCCAUUAGGUAGCGUUUAUUUCUAGGAGAAUUAAUUUAAUAGAUGUGCACUUUUUGACUUACAUAAAUCUAUUCGUUUUGUGUAGAACAAGUCGAAGAUUCUCUACAAAACGCUGAACAACGUCUUACUCAAGCAUCUUUAAAAGCUAAGUUAGCUCAUGAGAAAGCAGCAAACGCCGUAGCUGAAUUUAAAAAGAAGAACAGGAAGCUGAAAAUGCACUUUCAGAAGCUAAAGUUCAACUGGAAUCCACGGUUAGUGCUUUAAGGGAGAAGAAUUCUCUAAAAGAAACUUUACGCUUAGAAGCUGAAGAACUGUCGAAAGAACUAAAUACUUUAAAGCUGUCUCUUGAAGAAGCAAUUCAAGCUGUAGGAGAUGCACAGGCAGAAGAAGAACGUUGUAUUGAUGCAUCACGAUUAGCUAAAGAAGCUUUAAUUAAAGCACGUGAAGCUGUUAAUAAACAACGAGGAUUAAUUGAUGAAACUGUUCGUGCAUUGACAUCUGCAGAGAAAGAAGCUGGUCAAUUAGUUCAAUCGUUGAAUCAAACAAACAGUCAAGUGGAUAAACUUUCUCAUCAAAUUGAAAUGCAAACUAAGGAAAGUGAAGAAGCCGAUAUCAAGAUGGAACGACUCUUAGAAGCAUAUCCGUGGAUUCAUGAAGAAAAACAAAAUUUUGGUGUUGAAAAUGGCCCAUAUUGUUUUACUUCACGUGAUCCCAUUGAAACACGUCGACGAAUUCAUUCACUGAAACAACGUUUUGAUCGUCUUGGUCGAACUGUAAAUAUGCGUGCGAUGAAUAUGCUUGGUAAUGAUGAAAAACAAUAUUCUGAAUUGAUUAGACGUCAAGAAAUUGUUUUAGCUGAUAAACGUAAAAUUCAAGCAGUUAUUGACGAUUUAGAUAAACGAAAAGAAGAAGUCUUAAUAAGUGCACAUAAUAAAGUCAAUGAGGAAUUCUGUAACAUUUUCGGAACUCUGUUGCCAGGAUGUAAAGCACGUUUAUUUCCCCCGGAAGGUAUGAGUGUUCUUGAUGGAUUAGAAAUUAAAGUUGCAUUUGGUGAUGUUUGGAAAGAAUCACUUGGAGAAUUAAGUGGUGGUCAAAGGUAUCAAUUUAUUUUUAGUCACAUUGAUAUUUUGGGAAAUAUUAACUAAUAUUUAAUUUUCCAGAUAUUCGGAUUUUUCCUCACUGUUUCUGAAUUCCAUCAGAAUUCCGAAAUGUUUUUAUCGAUCAACCUACUGUUACCAUCAUUUGUCUUUUUGAAGUCCAAUGUGUUGCUCUUUACAUACGCCAUUAUCCCCCUGAUUCUGUUGGGAUUAUGAUUGGUCUCUGAUUUCCUUCCUGUUCUCUUCGUUUCA
Molecule: messenger RNA, 4633 nt
Organism: Schistosoma haematobium
Lineage: Eukaryota; Metazoa; Platyhelminthes; Trematoda; Strigeidida; Schistosomatidae
Product: Structural maintenance of chromosomes protein 2
Exons: 13
Coding region: 1646-2569 (307 amino acids)
Biological process (GO): chromosome organization
Cellular component (GO): chromosome
Molecular function (GO): protein binding; ATP binding; ATP hydrolysis activity
Source: RefSeq, a predicted model, not a curated record